AUGGCAUCAGCUUUAAUAACCAGAGGAAGUAAAAAAACAAGUGAAGCAAAUUGUGAGUGUAUAAAUACUGGAAACUUUGAGGUGAGAAUUAACAAAGUUCCGCUGGCAAAAGUCACGGAUAAUUUAAUGAAGGGUAAAUUUGAUGAAAUAAUCGGUUUAUUAGGAAAUGAGGUUGUUAAAGGUCUUGAUUUUAACAUCACAACCAGUAAGAAAGAAGGAUUUACUGCAAAAAUUUAUGCAGCAAGACAAGCAUUCUGUAGAGCAAUAUUAGCUUAUUACGGAUCUUUUGAUGAAUUUAAGAAACAAGAAUUAAAAAAGAUUUUCUAUGAUUUUGACCGUACAACAGUAGUUACUGAUAUGAGAGUCAAAGAACCUAAGAAAUUCGGUGGACCAGGUGCCAGAGCAAGAUACCAGAAAUCUUACCGUUAA
Molecule: messenger RNA, 429 nt
Organism: Hepatospora eriocheir
Lineage: Eukaryota; Fungi; Microsporidia; Hepatosporidae
Source: the annotation of a GenBank genome assembly